ACGUGGCCUCACCCAACCAGAGGGGAUUUCCGGCGACUCUCCAGCCGGCCUUUCAAGGAAAAUGAAAGUGAAAGGGAGAAGUGGAGGUUUCAGAGCUGAGCAGAUCGCUGCGCCAUGAAGCCCCUGUCUCUGCUCCUCUCCGUGGCUUUGGGCUUGGUGACCGCCGUCUCGGCGGGACCCGCGGUGAUAGAGUGCUGGAUGGUGGAGGACGCGGGCGGGGGCCGCCUGACCAAGAAACCCGCCGCACUGCUGCUGCGCCAGGGCCCAGGGAGACUACCUCCCCGGCCGGACCUCGAACCCGAGCUCUACCUCAAAGUGCGCGACCCCGCGGGAGCCCUGCAGGCUGCCUUCAGGCGGUACCCCUCGGACGCCCCUGCACCACACUGCGAGAUGAGCCGCUACCUCCCGCUCCCUGCCUCAGCGAAUUGGGCCAGUGGCUUGACCCCGGAGCAGAGCUGCCCUCGGGCCCUGGAUGGGACUUGGCUCAUGGUCAGCGUGUCCAGCCCGAUCUUAAGUCUCUCCAGCUUCCUGAGACCAGAGUCCGAGCCUCAGCCGGAACCUAAUCUCAUCACCAUGGUAACAGCUGUGCUGACUGUCCUCACCCACACCCCCACCCCUCGGAUCCGACUGGGACAAGAUGCUCUGCUGGACUUGAAGUUUGCCUACAUGCCCCCCACCUCUGAGGCCGCUACAUCUCUGGCCCCAGGUCCCCCUCCCUUUGGGCUGGAGUGGCGACGCCAGCACCUGGGCAAAGGGCACCUACUCCUGGCUGCAACGCCUGGGCUGAGUGAGCAAAUGCCACCUGCCCAAGAGGGGGCAGUGGCAUUUGCUGCUUGGGAUGAUGAUGAGCCGUGGGGUCCGUGGACUGGAAAUGGGACCCUCUGGCUGCCUGCAGUGCAGCCCUUCCAGGAGGGCACCUAUCUGGCCACUGUACACCUGCCAUACCUGCAAGGGCAGGUCGCUCUGGAGCUUGCUGUACAGAAGCCACCCAAAGUAUCCCUGACACCGGCACCUCUUGUAUGGGCUACCCGGGGGGAGGCACCCCCCCAGUUGCAAUGCCUCGUGUCCCACUUCUAUCCCUCUGAGGGUCUGGAAGUGGAGUGGGAGCUCCGAGGUGGCCCAGAGGGCAGCUUUCAGAAGGCUGAGGGGCAGAAGUGGCUCUCUGCCCUGCUCCACCACUCAGACGGCACCGUCAGCCUCUCCGCGCACCUGCAGCCGGUCCCCGUAACUGCCGAGCAUCAUGGGGCACGCUAUGCCUGUCGUGUCCACCACCCCACCCUGCCGGCCUUGGGGCGCAGCGCAGAGGUCACCCUGGAGGUGGCAGGUAAGAGCCAGGAGGAGGAUGGAGUUGGACUGAUCAUGAGCAUUUCACGUCACUUCCUAAAAUCCGGCAUUCCUCACCUCCUUUUUAUUUCUCUUCCAGAAAGCCCAGUGAGAACACUCACCACCAUCCUGGGGAAGCCGCCGUCAUCUCUGGUUUGAGCUACUGUACUAGCUCCACCAAAUAGUACACCAUCAUCUGCUCAUGCUCCCUCCAACCUCUCUCUCUCCAAGGAGCGGCUGGAAUGCUUUUUUUAAAGGACACAAAUCUAUAGCAUUUCCCUUCUUAGAGCUCUAAGGCAGUGGUUCUCGAUUUUUGUUGUUGUUGUUUUUCAUCCCUGGACCACUUAAAAACGGUCAGGAACUCUAAAGAACCUUUGCUUAUGUGGGUUAUAAACUAGAUAUUAAUGAUACUAGAACUUAAAACUGAGAAAAAUUUAACACAAGAACACAUAAGCACGCAUUCCAUUAGCUGUGAGAACGAUGAGGUCAAUACUCAGCUGCUGGAAAACUCCACAGUACAUUGUUUUUAGAGAAUGAGAAUGAAAAAGGCAAGUAACAUCUUAGUAUUGUUAUGAAUAGCCUUAAUUUCAUAAACCCACUGAAACAGUCUCCAGGACCACUGGGACAGGCGUCACAUUGGGGAACCAGUGCUCUAGAAGCUAAAUCCGUUCUUGUCCUGGCCUGUGCAUCUCCCACGUUGGAGCCACUGCUUGCCUCUUCAACCCCACCUCUGCCCUCCAGCCCUCCCCUCAGUGUUCACCACACCGAUGGCUAUUCCUUUUCUCCAACGGCUCCCACCUUCCCUGGUCUGUUCCCUUUGUCUGUUCUGCCCUCGCCUUCUCUGGGCUCCAGGACAGCCUCGUUAUUCCCUCAGACCGCUGCGUGUUCCUCCUGUGCGGUUCAUCAGUUGUAUUUAAGUGAUUGUACGAGUCGUUGUUAAAUGCCUGUCUCCCUUUCCGGACCGUCGGCUCCUCAAAGGCAAGGACGUGCCUGUCUGUCCACUGCUGUGUCCCCGCUGCGGCACAGAGCCGGGCGCCCACUGGAGGGCGCUCAUCAGAAGAAAUUAGUCUUUUUUACAUCCUAAGUAUUGAACAGCAAGCGUUGGGUCAGGUAACUACUGGACGAAGGAAGCGGCGGCUUGGCCUAGGGACGUCCGAGGGGCAGGACAGUCGGCCAGGCCGCUGGAAUAAAGUUAUGCUCUGGUGCUCCCAA
This is a messenger RNA of Puma concolor (puma), 2535 nucleotides long. NCBI's taxonomy places the organism in Eukaryota, Metazoa, Chordata, Mammalia, Carnivora, Felidae. The record is from RefSeq and is a predicted model, not a curated record.